Puntigrus tetrazona (Sumatra barb) is the source of this 3016-nucleotide messenger RNA. It is a transcript of the gene cnr1, whose product is annotated as cannabinoid receptor 1. The transcript is spliced from 2 exons. Gene Ontology annotation, cellular component: membrane. Lineage: Eukaryota; Metazoa; Chordata; Actinopteri; Cypriniformes; Cyprinidae. Gene Ontology annotation, biological process: G protein-coupled receptor signaling pathway. Gene Ontology annotation, molecular function: cannabinoid receptor activity. The coding region runs from base 373 to 1821 and encodes 482 amino acids. The record is from RefSeq and is a predicted model, not a curated record.
CGGUCCAACAAAACAGUAAUUCGCGAAAUGCAAUUCUACAGCUCAGCCCUCGGGAAGCCAGACCGACCCGCGCAUCGCACUUUUGAGUGAUUUUCACUUUUGACGUUGAAGACGCUCGCGCGCGCGUGGGCGGUCGCGUGACACGGGAUGACGCGUCGUAUAUGAUGCGCGCCGAGGAGAAGAGCGUCUCAUUCCCUGCGAACCCGGAGACAGCGGCGCGCGCGUCUGGACUCUCACUCAGGCGCGAGGCUGCGGAGGAGCGGGAUCUCUGCGCGCGCGCGCUCGAGAGAGAGAGAGAGCUUCUCUUCUGUUCACCCGGAGAGCGACACCUGCGCGAACUAUGUGAAGGUUUCCUUCAGAGCAUCUCUGACCAUGCUGUUCCCUGCCUCAAAGUCCGAUGUUAAAUCUGUUCUGGACGGAGUGGCAGAAACCACGUUCAGAACCAUCACUUCUGGACUGCAGUACAUCGCUAACAACGACGUCGGCGCCUACGAAGACCACAUCAUCGAUGGCGACUUUGGCAAGAGCGGAGGAUACCCGCUGCCGAAGCCGUUCGCAGCCUACCGCCGAAGCUCCUUCGCGGACAAAGUGGGACCGGAUGAGGAGCUCAUCAUAAAAGGUAUCCCCUUUUACCCCACCAACAGCUCCGAUGGGUUCGGGAACUUCAGCCUCGGAGACGAAGGGAGCAGCCUGCAGUGCGGGGAGAACUUUAUGGACAUGGAAUGCUUCAUGAUACUGACUCCCAGCCAGCAGCUCGCCAUAGCUGUGCUGUCUCUCACUCUGGGGACUUUUACGGUGUUGGAGAACCUGGUGGUCCUCUGCGUGAUCCUGCAGUCGCGUACGCUGCGCUGCAGGCCCUCGUACCACUUCAUAGGCAGCUUGGCCAUCGCGGACCUGCUCGGCAGCGUCAUCUUCGUCUACAGCUUCCUGGACUUUCACGUCUUUCACCGCAAAGACAGCCCCAACGUGUUUCUGUUCAAGCUUGGGGGCGUGACGGCCUCGUUCACCGCGUCUGUGGGAAGCCUGUUCCUCACCGCCAUCGAUCGCUACGUCUCCAUCCACCGGCCGCUGGCGUACCGGCGCAUCGUGACGCGCACCAAAGCCGUGAUCGCCUUCUGCAUGAUGUGGGCCAUCUCCAUCAUCAUCGCCGUGCUGCCGCUGCUGGGCUGGAACUGCAAGCAGCUCAACUCGGUCUGUUCCGACAUCUUCCCGCUCAUCGACGAGAACUACCUGAUGUUCUGGAUCAGUGUGACCACCAUCCUGGUCGUCUUCAUUAUUUACGCCUACAUGUACAUCCUGUGGAAGGCGCACCAUCACGCCGUGAGGAUGCUGCGGCGCACGUCUCAGAAGAGCCUGGUGGUGCACUCCUCCGACGGGACCAAGGUCCAGACGGCCCGGCCGGAUCAGGCUCGCAUGGACAUCCGCUUGGCCAAAACGCUGGUCCUGAUCCUGGCCGUGCUGGUGAUCUGCUGGGGGCCUCUGCUGGCCAUCAUGGUGUACGACCUGUUCUGGCGGAUGGACGACAACAUUAAGACAGUGUUUGCGUUCUGCACUAUGCUCUGCCUGCUCAACUCCACCGUUAACCCCAUAAUCUACGCCCUCAGGAGUAAAGACCUGCGGAGGGCCUUCCUCGCCGCCUGCCAGGGCUGCAGGAGCACCUCCAGCACCAGCCUGCAGCUGGACAACAGCCUGGAGUCGGAUUGUCCGAGGAAUCAGCACAUCGCCGCCAACCGUGCAGCCGAGAGCUGCGUCAAGACCACUGUGAAAAUUGCCAAAUUGACAAUGUCCGUCUCAGCGGAGACUUCGGCGGAAGCCGUUUGAUUGCGCGGGAUGCACCUCGUCUCGAAAGAAUGUCACGGAAAGCUACACGCGCGAAGUUCAAAACACAAAAGCUGCUUAAGUUAUCACUGGUCCGAUGAAGUGUCCGCCAUGACGUUUCAUCGCUUAAGUGCCAAAUUUGGUUUUCGUUUUUGUUUUCUUCUCAGAAAAGGUACUCACCCAGUAAACGAAUUUGUUGGGGGUGUUUAUUUGUCGUUGUCGUCGUCGUCGUUUGCCUUUAUAUUUAACUGUAACGUGUGUGGAUGUUGUGCGUGCUUUAUGAAAGUUUACUAUAUUUUUAUACUUUGAAUUUUUGUUUUUUUGAACAAUGAUAUCUUCUCACAUGGGAAUAAGGGGCUAAUGAUCUUUUUAAUAAAACCGUGUAAGUAUGAAUUAAAAUACACACACACACACACACACACAUAUAUGGUAUCUAUGUAAAUAUGUGUAAAACUCUAUGGUGAUUUAGUGUAUCCAACAUUAUUGUGAUAAGCGACAAAAGAUGAGACUCUCUGUUGUUGAGACGUCUUGUUUUGCCAAUGAAAUAAUGGAAAGUAUUAUAAGAGGAGAAAGUUCGUGAAUAAUGAAAGCAGGAAAAGUCAUUUGUUAGCAAAUGUAUUGAAUCUCGUUUACUAAGAUAUAUUUGGUCCGUUACAGUGUUAUUGUUGUGAGGAUCAGAAAAAAGACACGUUUUCAACGUUUUUUUUUAACAAGAUGGCCUGUAACUGUGGUUUGUCGUCACAAUCCGAUUGUCGGUUUUUAUUCAGUCAUUCUUGCCGAUGUAUUUCUCUGAGAUGCAAAGUCAAAUUUUACAAUAUGCACAAAGCCCAGAGAAAAAUAAAACGGCUAAAAAGAAAUACUUGUUAAUAGAACAUUUGUAUUUGAGCUCGUAGUUAAUUAAACGAACGACUGAAAUGUACAUAACAUGAUAGUUAGUAAUAUUCCUUAAAACCGUGAUAUGGUGUGGUGGUGCUUUCUGUUUGCACUGUUCAAAAGUAAAGGUACAUUCUUUACAUGAAAUGCAUCUACUUAAAUAUCGAAGCUUAAAAAUCAUAAAACGUCAGUGGCUUUUGUCCAAAAGUAGUUCUUGAAAGUCUGUCACAAAUUAUGUCUUAAAAUACAGAAGCUGCUUGCACACUUAUGUAUCACAAUUUAGAUUUUUUUUUUUUUUUUUAAAUAAAGUCAGUGCUGACCUAAA